Messenger RNA from Parasteatoda tepidariorum (common house spider), 671 nucleotides. NCBI's taxonomy places the organism in Eukaryota, Metazoa, Arthropoda, Arachnida, Araneae, Theridiidae. The record is from RefSeq and is a predicted model, not a curated record.
UCUAACGGUUUGAUGUUAUCAUUUAGUUUCUGCAAAAUCAGCGUUAUUGGAGAAAGUUUUUGCAUCACGCUUUAUUCUAUAUUAUAUAUUCUAAAAUAUUUUUUCUAUAUUAGCAUGCGAAAAAUAACUGCUAAUUGUUUUUAUUUGUGUUAGAAAUAGCAUUUAAACUUUUAAGACUAACAUGAGAGACCAAUCUCUUGGUAUUUUAUGCGUUGUGUUUCUUUUGUUUUUUAUUAUUUCUAUCACAGAAUCUCACAUGUGGAAAGUUCCUGAAAAUUUUGAAAUUUCUAAAAGUAAUAUUUCUGAUGAAAGAAAUCUGGGUAUUUAUUCAAGUUACAGUGAAAGAACAAGUUGCGGAUGUAAGAAUGGUGACUGUGAUGACAACGGCAAAGGUUGCGUGUGUUGGCCAGAUUAUGGAAAAGUAUCAGAAAAUGAAUGUCAAGCAUGCAAUUGUGGAAAAGGACAUGGAUGUACUAUAACUACUUCUAGCUGGUUUGGAAACACAAUUACCUGUAUUUGCAAGAAAGGGUUUGUUGUAAAAGAUAAGAAGUGUGUAGAUAUAGACACUGCAUGUGAAUGUGAAAAUGGAUUCUGCGUUGAAGAAGAUGGCAAAGCUGUUUGUAAAUGCAAGCCAAUGUAUGGAUUUGUAUCCAAAACCAAAGAAUGCAUAG